Capra hircus (goat) is the source of this 1785-nucleotide messenger RNA. RefSeq names its product COP9 signalosome subunit 8 (gene COPS8). The transcript is spliced from 8 exons. Gene Ontology annotation, biological process: COP9 signalosome assembly; protein deneddylation. NCBI's taxonomy places the organism in Eukaryota, Metazoa, Chordata, Mammalia, Artiodactyla, Bovidae. The record is from RefSeq and is a predicted model, not a curated record. Gene Ontology annotation, cellular component: COP9 signalosome. The coding region runs from base 97 to 726 and encodes 209 amino acids.
GCCCUCGGCUUUUACGUCAUCGCAGGCGCGACGCCCCUAGGGACAGAGUGGGGCCCGGUUCUGCUGAGGAGGCGCGACGGGGAACCGACUGGGAAAAUGCCAGUGGCGGUGAUGGCGGAAAGUUCUUUUAGUUUCAGAAAGUUGCUGGAUCAGUGCGAGAACCAGGAGCUCGAGGCUCCAGGAGGAAUUGCAACACCCGCAGUGUAUGGUCAGCUUCUAGCUUUGUAUCUGCUCCAUAAUGACAUGAACAAUGCAAGAUAUCUUUGGAAAAGAAUACCACCUGCUAUAAAAUCUGCAAACUCUGAACUUGGGGGGAUCUGGUCAGUUGGCCAGCGGAUCUGGCAGAGGGACUUCCCCGGGAUCUACAGCACCAUCAGCGCUCAUCAGUGGUCUGAGGCCGUCCAGCCAAUCAUGGAGGCUCUCAGAGAUGCAACCCGGAGACGAGCCUUCGCCCUGGUCUCCCAAGCCUACACCUCGAUCAUCGCCGACGAUUUCGCAGCCUUUGUUGGACUUCCUGUGGAGGAGGCUGUGAAAGGUAUCCUUGAACAAGGCUGGCAAGCCGACUCCACCACAAGGAUGGUCAUGCCCAAGAAGCCAGUUGCAGGGGCCCUGGAUGUUUCCUUUAACAGGUUUAUUCCCUUAUCAGAGCCUGCCCCUGUUCCACCCAUCCCCAACGAGCAACAGUUAGCCAGACUCACCGAUUAUGUGGCUUUCCUCGAAAACUGACCAUUCUGAGUUCAAGAUCCACCUUCAGAAGCCUGAAUACUGACAAGUAGAGAAAUGUAAAAUUUUUGUUUUCAGUUUUAUUGGAUGGAUGAAUCACCUCAUCAUACUUUACUGAGUAUGUGAUAAAAUAGAUAUAUAAUAUCAAGUAUAUUAUAUAUAUUUUGUCCUUAAAACAUGCUGAAUGGUUGUUGAAACAUUUCUCAUUUUUUAAUGUUUGACAAUUUGGAGUCCAUCAGUAUUAUGCAGUUUAUAUUUCCUAGUGACUCAUAAAAUACAGCCCUCCUGCUUCUUGUGGAACAGUGGUUGUCAAGCGUUCUUUCUGCUGCAGCGCACAGCGCGUUCCCUCCCACCUGCACCAUAGGUUGGUAGUUGCCAUGGUGCAUUGGGGUGUGAGGAGGACACCCCAGAGGCAGUGUCUGCGUUGCUGGGGAUAGUAAUUCACACCCUCUUUGGAGACCAUGCUCUUUUCCUCUGCCCACCUGAGAAUCACAAAUACAAAAUGCUGAGACUGAGCUGAGGAACAAGACCAUUUCCCUGGUAAACCAGUUUGCUUUAGAUUUUUUUCUGAGAGCGUGAGUACAUCCAUUGCUGGUGGUGGAGGGCUUGCCACGAAAGUGAGACUUAUUUAAGACAUUUGGGAGAAGUAUGAAGUGGUAAUAUUUGCUUUCAGAAGAAGGGAGACGUCAGUGUGGAAUGCAUUGUUGGGGAAAGAAGCUAUUGCGUGAUACACUUUGUACAAUUGGUCUGCAGCCUAUCGGUUGCUUCUGUUUAUCCCUUGGGUCAAGUUCUGCCCAUGGGAGAAAUACUGAACAAGUCUUUCAUUUUUUUGUGUGACAGCCCUCUGAACAUUUGAAGUUGUGUAUUGUAUCUUCAGGUUAAAUUCACCCCUUAGUUCAUUUAUUCUGCAUUUGUUCAAUAAAUAUUUAAUUGAAUUCUUCAGCUGUUUUACUGAAGGUAGUUUCUAGAGGUUUCACUAUCCUGUCUUCCUGCAGAUGCGUUCUAGUUUGCCAUUGUCUCUAUUAAAGUACAAAUUUCUUAAUUAAAUAGAAAUGACCUAUA